Caenorhabditis remanei is the source of this 240-nucleotide messenger RNA. RefSeq lists its product as uncharacterized. The record is from RefSeq and is a predicted model, not a curated record. The coding region runs from base 1 to 240 and encodes 79 amino acids. The transcript is spliced from 2 exons. Lineage: Eukaryota; Metazoa; Nematoda; Chromadorea; Rhabditida; Rhabditidae.
AUGUCGUUCGUUCCAUCAGAAGUUCGACUCGAUCACACUUUUCUCAAUUGGGAUAGAGAGUGGAUUUUCCAAAGACUUCCAAAAAACGAAAUCCAAAUCCCACGUGAAUUCGAGCCUGACGUUGAAACAGAUUCAAUCCCAACUAUCGCUCGUCAACCAGCCGAUCCAAACAUCACUUGGAGCGAGACAGGAAUAGAUCAGAUUCAAAUGGGACCGAGUAUCACCGGUUCAAAAAACUAA